Messenger RNA from Triticum turgidum subsp. durum (durum wheat), 1320 nucleotides. Lineage: Eukaryota; Viridiplantae; Streptophyta; Magnoliopsida; Poales; Poaceae. The record is from the annotation of a GenBank genome assembly.
AUGCUCGAUUUCGGCAGUAAAGUCGCCAUGAGCAAGAUCUUCUCCGUGACAUGCGAGCCCCCACCGCACCGGCCCCGCGACCCCGCGGCCCCUGCCCCCGCCUGGGUGUUCCUCGAGCCGCAGGCGUACCUCGCCGACGUGAGGAACGCUACCACCGCGGAGGCCUUCUCGAGCGCCGGCCACACCGUCCAGGUCACUGUCUGCGUCAGCGACCCGCUGGACGUCUCCUACCUGUGCAUUCACUGUCCCGGAGUUCCGGAGGCCAACUGCGGCAGGCCCAGCAUCGUCUGCUCGGAGAAUGACUUUCUCAUCCUCUCUGUCCUCUUCAUGCCCGCCCUCAGAGGGCGCGAGUACUUCGUCUACAAGGCAGGCCCCGUGCCGUCGUUGCGCCUGCUCCCGGGCCCCUACCCUCGUGUCCUCACGUCCUCGGAUCUGGGCCUCCUGCCCCGCGAUGACGGCGACCAUUUCGUCCUGGCCGUGUUGUGCUACUUACCGGCCCCUUGGGAUUUCGCCCUCCAUGUCUUCUCCUCCAGGACCUGGGCUUGGAGUCGUAAAGUGCCGCAGGUGGAGGUGUCGUCCAAUGUCAGAGCGCAGAUGCCAUCGAUUCAAGCUUACAAGGUGAUUCAGUUUGGAGAAGGCACACUUGGAUGGGUUGAUCUCUGGAGGGGGAUUCUAUUUUGCAAUGUGCUCGACGAAAUGCCUGUGGCACGCUUCAUCACAUUGCCUAAGGUGAUGGCUGGCAACACGGACAAAGCAAAAUCGUCCGCGUGGCCGCUUCGGAAUGUUGCAUACAGAAAUGGUAUGAUCAAGUUUGUCGAGAUAGAAAAACAUGAAAGACCAGAUGUCGACAAAAGGUUGGAUGAUGACUUGGAUACGCUCUAUGAGUCACACUGCUUGAUGAACCCCAAAGAAAUGGGUUGGAGGGCCAUGACUUGGUACAAGAUGACUUCUUGGGACCAUUGGAGCAAGGGAUUCAUGGCUUAUGACAAGGAAAUCUCGGUUGAUUACCCAAGUCAUUCUAAGUUGUUGCCUGACCUGGCUCUGAGUGACACCUAUGUAAGAGAGUUGACAUUGAAGGACCUGCUAGCAUCUCACCCUGUCCUGAGCUUGACCUGUGAUUGUGAUGAUAUUGUUUACUUGUUGUGUAAAUCCAAAUUUUGCAACAUAAAGACGUGGAUGAUCGCCGUCGACCUGAAAAAGAAGUUGGUUGAUUUGGCACCAUUUCCCCUCAAAGGAUAUUUUACCUCAGCCCACCCUUCUGGAUUGUCCAAAUAUCUGAACAUAACUCCAGCAAUGGAAGGUAGUUCAGGAGGACACUGA